Molecule: messenger RNA, 3544 nt
Organism: Mugil cephalus (flathead mullet)
Lineage: Eukaryota; Metazoa; Chordata; Actinopteri; Mugiliformes; Mugilidae
Gene: dcaf5
Product: ddb1 and cul4 associated factor 5
Exons: 9
Coding region: 500-2857 (785 amino acids)
Biological process (GO): negative regulation of fatty acid biosynthetic process
Cellular component (GO): cytoplasm; Cul4-RING E3 ubiquitin ligase complex
Molecular function (GO): protein binding
Source: RefSeq, a predicted model, not a curated record
UAAAACUGUGCUGCAUAAAUUCCCACGUAAUCCUGAGUCUUUAAAUACAUCCAUAUAUAUAGAAUGUAAAGGGUGGUGAGUUCAAGUACAUCUCACACAUGUAGUAAAAACGUCGCACGCUUUCCGCUAACAGUGAAACUUGGGUGAAAUGUGAGGUUAGAGGUGGAUUUUUUUUGAAGACGGUGGAGGAGUCCUGGCCGGUGACAGACAGGGGGAGGAAGAGAUCCUCCACCGGAGCAGGAAGCUGCUGCUGGGACUGCCGACAGAAGACAGAGGAGGUGCGAAACAACGUCGACAUCAGCAGGCAGGCAAAGCAGGCAGGCAGGCAGGCAGCCAGCGGGGCAUCCACCAUAAUGUAGACCCAGCGGAGCAGGAAGAACAGCCGUGCGUUCACAUCGAUGCCCCGGGUGCCGUGGUAAAAAAAAACACAAACAAACAAACAAAGCAACAAAAAGGAGCAGCUAUUUUGUUUUGUUUUUCUUUUUUUUGCUCCUUGACCAUGAAGGAGCUGAAGGGCUGCGGUAUGCGCUCCUCCGUGGGCUUUCUGUCCCGCAGAGAGCUGACUGGGCAGCCGCUCAUGAAGGAGGAAUUCCAGCGGCGCAGGCUGGCAGGCUGCACCAGCCUCUACAAGAAGGACAUGCUCGGACAUUUCGGCUGUGUCAACGCCAUUGAGUUCUCCAACAACGGCGGGGAAUGGCUGGUGUCUGGAGGUGAUGACCGUCGGGUGCUUCUGUGGCACAUGGAACAAGCCAUCCACUCCCGGUCCAAGCCUGUGAAACUGAAGGGCGAGCACCUGUCCAACAUCUUCUGCUUGGCCUUUGACAGCACCAACAAGAAGGUCUUCUCUGGGGGAAAUGACGAGCAGGUGAUUCUUCACGACGUGGAGAGGAGGGAAACGCUGAACGUGUUCCUGCACAUCGACGCCGUGUACAGCCUGUCCGUCAGCCCGGUCAACGACAACGUGUUCGCCAGCUCGUCCGACGACGGCCGGGUCCUCAUCUGGGACACGCGCGAGCCGCCGCACGGAGAGCCCUUCUGCCUGGCCAGCUACCCCUCAGCCUUCCACAGUGUGAUGUUCAACCCCGUGGAGCCCAGGCUGCUCGCCACCGCCAACUCCAAGGAGGGCGUCGGCCUGUGGGACAUCCGCAAACCACGCAGCUCUCUGCUGCGUUACGGAGGCAGCAUGUCCCUGCAAAGCGCCAUGAGCGUUCGCUUCAACAGCACCGGUACUCAGCUGCUGGCCCUGCGGCGCCGCCUGCCCCCCGUCCUCUACGAGCUGCACUCCCGCCUGCCCAGCUUCCAGUUCGACAACCAGGGCUACUUCAACUCCUGCACCAUGAAAAGCUGCUGCUUCGCCGGAGACAAAGAUCAGUACAUCUUGUCUGGGUCUGAUGACUUCAACCUCUACAUGUGGAAAAUCCCCAAGGACCCAGAAGCAGGAGGCCCUGGUCGCGUGGUGAACGGAGCUUUCAUGGUCCUGAAGGGUCACCGCUCCAUAGUGAACCAGGUCCGCUUCAACCCUCACACCUACAUGAUCUGCUCCUCCGGGGUGGAGAAAGUCAUCAAGGUGUGGAGCCCUUACCAGCAGCCCGACAGCCUGGGCGAUCUGGAGGGGCGCGUGGAGGACAAGUCGCGCAGCCUCUACACCCACGAGGAGUACAUCAGCCUGGUCCUGAACAGCGGCAGCGGCCUGUCCCACGACUACGUCAGCCAGUCCAUCCAGGAGGAUCCGCGCAUGAUGGCUUUCUUCGACUCGUUGGUGCGACGGGAGAUCGAGGGCUGGAGCUCGGACUCUGACUCGGACCUGAGCGAGGAGGCCAUCAUGCAGCUCCACGCCCGUGGACGUCGAGCCAUGCGGGCCACGCCUGCAGCCCCCACGCCCGCAUCUGCUUCUGCCGUCGCUGCUGCUGCCGCUGUCGCCGCCGCCAACCACCACACCGACUCCGAUAACUCCUCCUCGUCCUCCCUGGCCGGACCCGACGCCUCGGGAGGGGACGAGCCGGCCACGGAGGAGGGGGAGGAGCCGCCGAGGAGGCGGAGCAGACACCAGCGGAACCAGUCGGGCUUCCUGGUGAACGAAGACUCGGACUCCAGCGAGUUCUGGCUGGACCCGAUGCCCCGGCCCCGGUCCCCGAGCCCCAGGGACAACUCCACGCUCUCCAGCCCCACCUCGUCCCCGUCGCUCCCCGCCGGAGCCUCCAGCUCCUCCACGUCGACCUCCAGCUCCAGCAGCGAGGACGAGGAGCGGCGCAGCGCGGUGAGGCGGCGCAACGUCAUGAGGCGGCGGCGCAUGAACGUGGUCUCCAGGGCCGAGGACCGACCCGAGUCCGUGCAGGCUCUGUUCUCCGCCAUCGACUCCUGCAACUACCCGUCGAUCUCGAUCGAGGACUUGUCCACCUCCUCGUCGGGCGAGGUGCAGAACUCGCUCCGGAUCAAGGCCCGAGCCGAAGAGGAAAAACGCCUGAGCCCUUCUGACUUUGUGUGUCCGAGCCCGGUGAUGUCCCCCGAGAGCCAGGAGAACGAAGGCAGCAAUGACAGGACUGAGCUGGAGCGACGUCCAGCUUCGUCCCCUCGGACUGAGCGGGGGCCUUUGGACAGCUCGGACAGCGGAGAGGCCGCGGACAGUAACUCCCAGAGCCGCCGCAGCCCGGGAGUGAACGGGCAGCACCGGACUGCGACGCCGGCGAGCGAGAACCCGCAGCAGCAGACGUCCUCGGAGUCAGAGGACGAGACUGUCACCAGACCUCGGAGGGACAAACGGCCGGCGCCGAGCGCCCUGAGACAGACUCACGCGGUGAAAUCAGACGAGGGCUCAUCAGAGUCCGGCUCCUCAGCAGAAAAGAAGUUAAAGACAUAAUGACGCCGUCAUUUCAAAUCGUUUGUUAGCAGACUUCAUUUAGGAAGUGGGUUUUCUAUGGGUUUUUACAACUCGGCUUUUGCACUUCGUUUUGUGUCUUGUGUUCACAUGACACGUGGAGUCACACGGCUUAUCAGCAGGACUUUAAAAGAAAAAAAAACGUGAACAAAGUGAUGUUCAUUUUUGUUUGAGAACAAAUCAAUUGGACGGAGUCAUCUCUCUCUCCUCGGGUCGAACCACAGAUGACGUUAAGUGUAAAACAUAAGCUUAGAUUAUAAGGCAAAUUUAUUAUUUUCGUGCAGCGUCAGUAUUUCUCUCAUGUGCUCUAGUUGUUGCAAAAGAAAAAAGAAAAAAGAAAAAAAAGCCUCCACCCAGGAUUUAAAGAAGCGAAGGUCUUGCAUUGGACAAAAGCUUUGCGGCAUUUAAUUUCUUUGGUUUCGCACUGAGCGUAAAUCUGAUGGGGCUUAUUCUUAUUUUGAAGUGAUUUGAAACUGCUUCAGGGUGCCCGACUAAUGACUGCCUCCACACACAUCCUGAGGAGCACCAUUUGUAUAAGCUGUGCGUUGAAACGGGGGCUUGAUUGUCUCUACCAAAAUGUUUCUUUUUGUCUCAUUAUCCAGCCCCCGGGUACCAUUACAAGCCAGCUCGCUUUUGUUUCCUUGCAAUUAAAGAAUAAUUUGUUCUCCA